Molecule: messenger RNA, 2720 nt
Organism: Mytilus trossulus (common blue mussel)
Lineage: Eukaryota; Metazoa; Mollusca; Bivalvia; Mytilida; Mytilidae
Product: sodium-coupled monocarboxylate transporter 1-like
Exons: 15
Coding region: 237-2222 (661 amino acids)
Biological process (GO): transmembrane transport; sodium ion transport
Cellular component (GO): membrane
Molecular function (GO): symporter activity
Source: RefSeq, a predicted model, not a curated record
GGACAGACGAAAAUUUUAUUUUAUCUGUGGAGAUAAAAUUGUCAAUACAUAACAUAUUAUCUAAACUGAUAACAGUAUAACAUUGAAAACAACCGAGAUAUUUCGAAUUGACAGCUGUCCGAGCUGAUACGAAGGAAAUACAGAAUUAUGUUACAAGGGAAAUACAAAAUAAUAUAUAAACUGUGAAAAUUUAAUUUAUACUUUUCGGAAUUUUAGAUUGUUAUCUUUAAGAUAAAAUGACUGUGUUAAAUUCAAGUUACGCGUCUUGCAGAAAAGUGUGUGAAUUGUGUCCUGGAGAACAAAUUGGAUCAUUUGUAGCAGUGGAUUAUGUCUUAUUUGCUGCUGUUUUGGUUAUUUCUGCCCUUAUUGGAGUUUAUUAUAUGGUGAAGGAGUACUUAGCAGCAAAAGCCGCAACAUCAGAAGAUGUCCUCAUGGGAGGUCGGGACAUUGGGAUCUUUCCAAUCGCUAUGUCAUUGAUGGCUAGCUUUAUGUCCGCUAUAACAGUUCUAGGAACACCAACAGAAAUGUAUAAUAACAAUACAAGUUAUUGGAUUGCAGGGCUUUCUAUGAUAAUUACAGUGAUAGUCACGAAUCAUGUAUUUCUUCCAUUUUUCCAUGAUCUGAGUCUGACUAGCGCUUAUGAAUAUUUAGAGAGGCGUUUCAACAGAGCUGUACGAAUAUGUGCGUCCAUUAUAUUUAUGCUAAAUAUGCUUCUAUAUAUGGGUGUUGUUCUAUAUGCACCAUCAUUAGCUUUGAAUCAAGUUACGGGUCUAAGAUUAGAAUUAUCAAUAGUGUGCAUAGGAUUAGUAUGUACGUUUUAUACUGCACUUGGAGGACUUCGAGCGGUAGUUUGGACGGAUACAUUCCAGACAUUUGUUGUCAUGGCAGGUUUGAUAGCUAUUAUUGUUGUGGGUUCAAGGGAUCUUGGUGGUUUUGGAGAAGUAUGGGAUAUAGCAAACAAAGGCGGGAGAAUCCAAUUUAUAGACUGGGAUCCUAACCCUACAACUCGACAUUCUAUAUGGGCACUUAUCAUUGGCUCAUUUUUCGGCCAACUGACAAUUUAUGCAGCCAAUCAAACAAUGAUUCAAAGAUAUUUGGCUAUAAAAGAAAUAAAGAAUUCACAGAAAGCUCUGUAUUUGAGUUUGCCUCUGACACUGAUUCUAUCAACCGUUGUAUGUCUUGUUGGUUUGGUUAUAUACGCUACAUACCAUGACUGUGAUCCUUACUUGUUGGACAUGGUUCAUGCUAGGGACCAGUUGCUGCCGUUUUUAGUGAUGGAUAAGUUAACAUUUUUACCCGGAUUGCCAGGAUUAUUUGUAGCCUGUUUGUUCAGUGCAUCACUCAGUUCAAUAUCAUCCGGAUUAAAUGCAUUAGCAAUUGUAAUAUUAGAAGAUAUUUUAAAACUAUGGUGGGAAUACAGAGGUAACGCUCCAUCACCUUUGUGGCAAGGGAGAAUAGCUAAACUAUUAGGACUGUUUGCUGGAGGAUUGGUUAUUGGUAUUGCAUUUUUGUCACAGUUUUUAGGACAAACAGUUUUACAGAUAAUGCUGAGUAUUUUUGGAAUGGUAGGAGGACCUUUACUCGGAUUAUUUAUCAGUGGUAUUUUCUUUCCUUUUAUCAAUUCAACAGGAGCUUUGUGUGGUUUGAUAGCAAGCGCUGUAAUGGCAUUCUGGGUAGGUGUAGGUGGCACAGUGUUACUUCCUGUUCCGGAAGUAAUGCAUGUUAGUACUGAAAUGUGUAGUAUUAUUCAGAGAAAUUGUUCAUCGUCAUCAAAUUCCACCAUAUCAUCUACAAUAUCAUCAACAAUAGCAACUACAACGCAAGCCACACUUUCCAGCGAGGACAAUUUAUGGAUUUAUCAUUUAUCUUAUCUAUGGUAUGGUUUAUUCGCCACAUUAAUUAGCCUCAUUGUCGGAAUACUGGUGACCUUUAUCACUUCUUGUUGUCUUGGUUUUAAUGAACCGGAAGACGUUGACGCUGAUCUUAUACACAGGCUCGUGGACAGGGUUUGCUGCUUUCUCCCUGUUACCUGUCAGAGAGUUCACAGACUGGAGAAAUAUAAAGAUGACUUUGAAUUAGCCACUGUAAAUGGUGCAAUGAAUCAUGGAUUUGAGUCUUCAGAAACAAAAAUGGACGACUUUGGAGAAAAAAAACUUGGAGGAGUUAUUUAUAGAAAUGGACAGUCAAAAAUGAAAUCAAAAGAAAACUUCACACAAUUAUGAUAGUAAUUGUUAGAACCUAAUAGACAUUGUGGACUUCGAAACAAGUCGAGCUACUAUUUUAUCGUUCAGCUAGUCGAAUUAACAUAUGUAUAACCCUGAAGGUUGGUAAUGGCUAAGCCAGCAUAUGAAAUAUAUGACACACUAACUUUAAAUAAUUUAAAUAUAUCGGAAUACAGGUGAUUUUAUUUUUUGCAUUUAUGAAUGCUGAUUUUUUUUCUCAAUAUUACUAGUAAAUGACAACACAAUUCGUACAAUGCAAACAUAUUUUGUUUUAUACUCAGGACAUUUUUUGAAAUAUAUGAUAUGCUUUUUGAUGCAAAUAUUAAGUAAUAUUUCUGAUCAAGUUAAGGUACAUAUGUAGUGGUAAUUUAUAGAUAUGAUGUAAAACAUGCAAAUAUAAAAAAAUGUCUUUUAAUUAUAUGUUUGAUAAUUGUCAAUGAAAGAUGUAUGAAUUAUGUUUUAAAAUCAUUAAAUAAAGAGACAUGACUGUACUUUUAA